AUAAAGGAAUUCCUCGCUGUCUUUAUAUACACAACUAGAAAACUAAUCAAGUCCAUCAAGGUUCUACUCCAUCAAGGUCCUCGGCCCACCCAUCAACAGCAAUAUCCGAUUAAUCAACCAACACCAACUACACACCACUUCAAGUCUAAUCCACCAUGGCCCCUUCUCUUCACCCAUUGAUCGACAACGGUCUCACCAAGGGAGACCCCAACUUCGCCGGUGGAAAGCUCCGUUGCCAUUGCAAGAGUAACCCCGUGGAAGUCACACUCGGAGGCAACGUUGCCCACAACCACGCUUGCGGAUGCUCAAAGUGCUGGAAGCCCGCCGGCGCCCUUUUCUCAGUUGUCGGUGUUAUUUCAAGAGACCAAGUCAAGGUCACUGCCAACGAAAGCAAGCUCCACGUUGUCGACGACUCGGCAGUCAUUCUCCGAAACGCCUGCAAGGAGUGCGGGGUUCAUUUGUACGGACGCAUCGAAAAGGCGCACCCCUUCAAGGGUCUGGACUUUGUGCACGCGGAGCUCUCGGAUGAGAAGGGAUGGCAGGAGCCCCAAUUCGCCGCCUUUGUUUCUUCCAUCAUUGAGCAAGGCUUCCACCCCAACGGUAUCGAUGAGGUCCGCAACAAGUUCAAGUCUGUUGGUUUGGAGACGUACGACGCCUUGUCACCUCCAUUGAUGGACCUCAUCGCGACUUGGACCGCGCAACAGUCCGGUCGCCUCCCCACCAAGCUUUAAGGGACACCUAAAGAUCAUAAGCUGUUCUUGAUAUUCUCGAAAUUUCAAACACGAGCACCCGGAUUGCACAAAAGCCGCAAAGGCAUGGGUUGGCUAUCUUGGGAAAACAAAAAUGUAAAAUCAACAGUCGUAUCAUAUAGGCUGCAGUAGCAAAAUCUGUGAGCUGCUUUUACGCGUCAUGCUUGCGAGGUCAUUAUCGCCAUCCACCUAAGAGGUGCCACGAGCAGCAAAUUACCAGUGUUGCCUAUCUGUAGUUGUGUUUCCUUCCAAUUCACGGGGAAGGGAAUACUAAUUGUCAUUGGCCAAGUACCUCCGUCAGUCUCUGGGAGCAUUUCAGUUCGCAAUGGGGGCGGUUAGAGUCAGACAGAUCGUUUUUAGCCGUUGAGUAAAUGUCAGCACCAUUCGUAGCACCAGACCUGAAAUGACAAGC
Molecule: messenger RNA, 1161 nt
Organism: Colletotrichum acutatum
Lineage: Eukaryota; Fungi; Ascomycota; Sordariomycetes; Glomerellales; Glomerellaceae
Product: S-glutathione synthase
Exons: 1
Coding region: 156-731 (191 amino acids)
Biological process (GO): formaldehyde catabolic process
Molecular function (GO): zinc ion binding; S-(hydroxymethyl)glutathione synthase activity
Source: RefSeq, a predicted model, not a curated record